AUGUCAGCAGAAAGACGUUUGAUCAAAGAAUACAGCUUGUACAAGAAACAACCACCUCACGCCAACAACCACCAAAUAAUACAGCUAUCCCCCAUCAACGAAGACGAUACUUUAUUCCACUGGCAAGCAACCAUCGCCAAACCAACCAAAAAGGACUCACAAUUUUACUAUGGAGGCGUAUGGAAACUAGCCAUUGAUGUACCAUCGACAUACCCGCAACAACCACCAACAAUCAAAUUCCUCACUCCCAUAAUCCACCCCAAUAUCAACUUCCAAACGGGUGAAAUAUGCCUUGAUGUGUUGAAGACACAGUGGAGUCCGGCAUGGAACUUGGAAAGUUUGGUGGUUGCCAUUUUACAAUUGUUGGAUAACCCUGAACCUGAUUCUCCCUUAAAUAUCGAUGCAGCAAAUUUGUAUAGACUGGAUAAAGUUGCUUUUGAGAGUUUGGUUCAGUUUGAAAUUUGGAAAUGUGGUAACUUUUUCCAAUUGAAUUUGAGUACUUCGAGUAUAAUGGAUAAGAAGCUGAGAUGUUUGAUUAGAGAUGUUUCUGGGGUUAAAUGUGCUUAG
This is a messenger RNA of Lodderomyces margitis, 567 nucleotides long. RefSeq names its product E2 ubiquitin-protein ligase peroxin 4 (gene PEX4). Bases 1 to 567 code for a protein of 188 amino acids. The record is from RefSeq and is a predicted model, not a curated record. The transcript has a single exon. NCBI's taxonomy places the organism in Eukaryota, Fungi, Ascomycota, Pichiomycetes, Serinales, Debaryomycetaceae.